Molecule: messenger RNA, 3048 nt
Organism: Zingiber officinale
Lineage: Eukaryota; Viridiplantae; Streptophyta; Magnoliopsida; Zingiberales; Zingiberaceae
Exons: 5
Coding region: 276-1235 (319 amino acids)
Source: RefSeq, a predicted model, not a curated record
CCCUGAUUUAUUUCCGACGAAUCUCUGAUUACGAAUCCAUGAAUUCAGGGACGAAUCAUGGAUUCGUCGCUGAUUCUAGGAUUAAAUCACACGCGAGCCCUAAUUUUCCAAUCUCCGAUCCCGCUCGCGAACGAAGGCUCCGCCGGCGCCGGUUCACUCAAGCACGCCGAUCUCCUCCUGUUUCUAUCUGACGUGGACUUAAAGUACAGGUCUCUAUCUGACGUGGACUUAAAGUAGUUGGAGACACUUGUCUUUGUUCAUCUGCUUUAGGAAAAAUGCAGAAAGAAAGGAGUUGGAUGUAUAAGAAGAACUUACCUGAACGUCGAGGUCUAACUGAUGAGUUUAUUAUUGGAUUGAAACAAUUUUUGGAUUUUGCUUCGAGUAAUGUUGAGUUUAUGGAUGGGAAAAAGUUAAGGUGUCCAUGCAGAAAGUGUCACAAUGGAAAAUUUUUGCAGUCUAAUCAAGUUGAAGAACAUCUUUGUAGAUUUGGUUUUACCCCGAAUUAUUAUAAUUGGACAUGUCACGGUGAACCGUUCAUAUCUUAUGAGGAUUAUGGACGAAAUACACAAGUCUCAGUUAAUGGGGAUCAAAGUUAUAAUUAUGAACAAUUAAAUCCAUAUCACAGGAUGGUAAUUGAUGUAGCGGAUCAAAAUUUUAUUCCAGAAUCGAGCAUUGCAAGUUCGAGUUUUCCUCCAACAUUUGAACAGAUGUUUACCAGUUAUGCAUCACCAUUAGAGGAGGUAACGCCACCGGCUAUCGAUGAAAAUGCAAAUAAUGCACCAUAUCUCCAAUUUCAAGAAGUGUUGAGUGCUGCAAAUAAGCCUUUGUGGGCUGGUUGUACAAGUCACACUAAAUUAUCUUUUACCAUAAAGCUGUUGAAUAUAAAGGCAAAACAUAAUGUGUCUGAAGAUUGUUUUAAUGCUAUUGUUCAAGUUUUUGGAGAGGCAUUGCCGCGUGAUCACAUAAUGCCCAAUGAUUUUUGUAGUAUGAAAAAACUCAUGAAAGACUUAGGUCUUCCGAUGGAAAGAAUUGAUGUUUCCAGAGAUGAUUGUAUGCUAUAUUGGGGAGAUGAUGAAGAUGCAAAUGUUGUAAAUUCUGUAAUCAAGCUUGGUACAAGAGCACCAAGAGGUGAAGGUGAAGGUGAAGGUGAAGGGUUGCUAAGGAAAAUGUUGACACAUGGAAAUUCACAUCGGAAUAGUUCAAUAUACCAGUGGGGGCUUUUUCUUGCAUCCUGAAUGAGCUGGGAUUAUACUGGUGGGGGUUUUUCUUGCAUCCUGAAUGAGCUGGGAUUAUACUGGUGGGGCCUAGUUCAAUAAAUCUGGGCAAGAGGCACAAACUAAACUAGAUAUUUUCAAUUUCAGUAAAUAAACACAGUAUCUAUCCUCCAUAGGAAACAGCAGUAAGAUCGUUGUUCAGGUAAAUUAUAUUUGGCUUAUGCAACUUCCAAAGCACAUAAUAUAUUUGAAUGAUUGAGCAUGUGUAAACAGGGGUAGGCAACUCACCACCAUAAAGAACAAAAACAAAAGCACACAUAAUAUGGACUCGAGUGAUUGAUGAUAUUUGCAAUUAGGGUUGGACUAUAGUGCAAAGAGAGUAAGCUAAAAUUAGAUAUUCAUAACAAAAAGAAACAUGAUUGUCGAAUUCUGGAGUAUUUGUUAACAAGUCUUUAGCUAGCAUACUACAAGCAAUUGAAGCUUCCUUAAAGUGUAGCAUAUAGAGCAAUAAAUUACCGUGUAUUCAAGCUUGCCUUUGUAUGACCUUUCCGCCUCAAGCAACACAAAGGGUUCCCCAUUUAUAUAUAUAACAGGUUCUUCUCUCAUAUUGUGCCAGAAAACAGAGUAUCCACCAUUACUUCUAAUUUGCUGAAUCAUAGCUUGAAUACCAUCAACUGUUGGGUUUGCGACACCAUAAACUGGAAACCCUGUAACAUGACGAAAAUUAGGUGCAGCAUCCACUCUUUCAUGCAAACUAAGAUUCUGACAUCCUGAGCAGUGGUCACUUUUCAAGACUGUUUGACUUCCCAGAACUUCUCCAUUCCUCAUAGCAGCAACCAUACCAAUUUCAUAAGGACAACCAUCAGUAGAUACAACAAUGUUAAUCAAGGAAGGCGCCGAAAUUGAGUAUCCAAGUGCACCCAUUGGAUCUCUCCUUAGCAAUCUGCAAAAAAAGUAACCAUAUCAGAAUAGCCAAUAUGUAAAACGAUUUGAAAUAACUCAUUUCUGCAUUAACAAGUCGACAUGGGUAAGCACGUUCAAGAAUUCAAUAGCUUUGCAUAAUGCAAGAUGGCAUGAAAACCAUUAGAGGAUAAGGUCGAUGGGUAUUUCAAAGCUUCUAACUUGCUCCUGACAACAUCAAAAGAAAGUAUAAUAUACUACAAGCAAAGAAUUGGAUGGGAAAGCAUAGGGAUCAUAUAAAUUAUUAUAGGUUGUUAUAUACUGUCACAGGUUCCAUAUAUUCUUGUUAAGGCAUUAUCAUUCUGUGGUCAAAAGGUUGUAGAAAAUUUACUGUGAAAACGUUGGAUAGAACUUGCAUUAUGUAAUAAAGAUAAGGAUAUAAAAUAAAAUAAAAUGAACCUACUAGCCAUCAUGACUUAUGAAUAGAAUGCUGGAUGACCUUCUUGGUACAAAUUAACCAGAAAUAUUUAUCAAACUUCUGGUUUUAGAAAGAAGCUCAUUCAGCCACGUGCAUAUGCUGUGCUUCAUUACUGCCUUAUGUAAUGUCAUUACGUAAUAGAUUUAAUAAGUAUAAAUCUUGGCAAUAUAACUCAUAUGCAGUAACAUUGAUUUAGUCCUUAAUCGCACUCACCCCACUUCCCAAUAACUUUUUAGUAAUAUAGAAGUGUGAAGUAGUUGAAUCAAUGCUAUAAUUAUGUUUUAAUUGAAGAAUUAAAGAAGAUAAGAAUGAAAGAGGAUUUUCCCCAAAGCAAACCAUAUCAUUGUCUUCUUAAGUUAAACGGUGACUCUAGAACUAAUUCAUACUCUGUAUUUUCAUCUUAACCAUCUUACUUUUCUAAGUUUGUUUUCUGAUGCAGGAAAAGAGGAAGCUCAA